ACUAACCAUGUGAUAUAAAACAACAAUACAUGCAAGACAGCAAAGAGAUCUAGUCAUGUGUAGUUUACUGUACAAGCACAAGAAAAAAGGAGGGAUUCUGUUCCUAUCCUGCAUCUUGGCUAUUCUAGUCUGGCAUAGUAAAGAGAGGCUCAAUACUUUUCACAAUGACAAGCCGAGGGAAAGAGUAGACAUUCUCCAUGAAGAAAAUAGGAACAUCAUUCAGCUUGAUCUGGCAGUUGACGAAAAGAACCUGACAAAAUCAACUGAAGUGGAACCUGAAGCAACUACAAGUUACAAUGGGCCGGUCACUAAAAAGCCGUCCAAGAACACCCUACCAAUGGUAGAUUUUGUUGUUCGUUCAGCAUACAUUGACACAAGGGAAAGAAAUGGUCACAAAAACUCUACAGUCAUAUUUGCAGAGAUCUCUAAAGAUGUACGCAAGUUUGGGCUAAUCGUAGGCUGUGGUGUGGACACUAUUGAUGCCAAGGAAUACAAAGUUGAAUCUCUUUACAACAGCUGGAUUUGGAAGUUAAUAGGAAAUCUAACACAUGAGGAAAUAAUGAUUACUUGCUAUGAUCUUGAAGCCCAUGAAAAUAGCACGGCUUUCAUUACUUAUCAUCCAGCUCCAAACUCAACUGAAAUAUCUACAGGCACUGUUGAAAUUACAUACUCACCCAAAAGAAAAUACGGUAAAAACAAAACGGUUGUAUGUACACUAGCCUUUGGUAAACCACUUUGGCUGAAUGAGUGGCUAUUGUAUCAACAAGCUAUUGGAGUUGAUCUGGUUCAAAUGUAUGUUGAAGAAACGUUCGUAAGUGACAAUGAAAAUCAAAGAAUUAUUAAAGGCUUUGUUGAAGAGGGUUUCCUUCGAGUGGAUUAUCGCAAAACUUAUUUCAACUCUACACAGAUUUACUACCAUUCUCAACUUCUACUCAACCAUGACUGCUUGUAUCGCUACCAAGGAGUAUAUGAAUAUGCACUAUUUUUCGAUACUGAUGACUUCUUUAUCCCUCGCUUACCAAACAAAACUUCUAUUCGCUACUAUCUCAACCGAUUCCUACCGAAAGAUAACCAAGCAACAUUCAAAUUUCAUUGGUUGAAUCUAUUUCCAGAAUGUGGCCUAACUCAACCAAAAGAAAGUGUUAAAGAUGGCAAUGUAACACAGUUACUCAAAGUCAAACAAUACUUGGACACAAAGAAUACAAAAUUUGCUUGCAGACCACAUUUGACAACUCUUGUUUCAGUUCACACCGCUCGUGCCUAUACCGAGAAUACAUCAGUCGUACCUACGGCUUAUGGCAGCAUUGCAUAUGUAGGACAUUUCAGAUUACGCAUGCACGAAGUUGUAAACAUUCCCAAAACUACUACGUGUGACAUAUUGUUACAUGACAACUAGAGCUAUAUAGCUGUAGUGAUGGAAUAGCCACCAGAUGUCAUUGUCAUGCGUUAUAAUUUAAAUCGGACAA
Molecule: messenger RNA, 1466 nt
Organism: Halichondria panicea
Lineage: Eukaryota; Metazoa; Porifera; Demospongiae; Suberitida; Halichondriidae
Exons: 1
Coding region: 56-1396 (446 amino acids)
Cellular component (GO): cytoplasm
Molecular function (GO): glycosyltransferase activity
Source: RefSeq, a predicted model, not a curated record